Penicillium bovifimosum is the source of this 1563-nucleotide messenger RNA. RefSeq names its product protein phosphatase regulator REG1. NCBI's taxonomy places the organism in Eukaryota, Fungi, Ascomycota, Eurotiomycetes, Eurotiales, Aspergillaceae. The record is from RefSeq and is a predicted model, not a curated record. The coding region runs from base 1 to 1563 and encodes 520 amino acids. Gene Ontology annotation, biological process: cellular response to glucose starvation; protein catabolic process in the vacuole. The transcript is spliced from 2 exons.
AUGAUGACGCUGUUGAAUCCCCGCGAAACUCAUUCGCUUUUCUCCCCGGACCCCAUACGAUCUCCCACGGCCCAGCGGUAUUUCCUUGGAGACCACGCUAUCCCCGGAAAACCAUCCAUGCAAAAUGAGUAUCGGGCGAGGGAACCCUCCCCGAUCGCAUCGACCAUUCCCUCGGCGCCCCCUUCUCCGAGCUACACUCCUCUCCCCGAGCGAAUUGCCUACGCACCCUCUCUAAGCAGCUUGUCGCCGGAUCAUGAACUAGUCCUACCUUCAUACGAGUCGGAUCUCUUUCACAAUGCCAAAGAACCAGAGGAUGCGAGUGUCGCGUCGACAGAAUCACACUCGUCCUCUUGGACGUUACGGGCUCCUUCGGCAGACGACUCCUCAAUCGAGGACGAACCAUCAAGGCACGUGGACUACCUUUCUCAUGACUGGAACGAGGAGGAUAUUUGGUCCUCAUGGCGUUAUGUGACCAGUCGGAAGAAUAUUUACAAUAAUGGGGUGAGGUUAGAGAAUGCCUCGUGGAGGACUUGGGCCAAGGCCAAGCACAAUCUGAAGACGAUCUCCCCGGAAAGUCUCAAUUGGCUGAAGGAUUGCGAUGUCACCUGGCUUUACGGGCCCCUUAAGAGUUCCGUUGGGCGGACGACUUCUCCCUCUCCCCCUCCCAGCCGCCUAGAAACGCCAACCUCUUAUCUGGAUCGAAAGCCCAUUCUGAAGAAGAAGACGGCAUCCGAGACCAUUCUCCAGCGGUCAUUGUCCCAACAUACAUUACUCCAGCAUGCCGGGGCCAUUCUCAAGGCUCAAGAAGCUGAGAUCAACUGGACUCGGCCGCCUUUCCCACGGUCCAACACAGACUUGGACCAAUUACACCACCGGACUGGAUCCUCCAGUUACUCCCUCGGUGGCACUCUAACCACCUCAUCAUCGUCAGGAAUGGCAUCUCCCAGCGAACGACGCCAUAUCCACUUUAACAACGAAGUUGUGCAAUGCAUCGCGGUUGAAGCCAAAGGCUACGAGGACGAAUGGCCCGCCACCUUCGAGGACGAGUCAUCCUCGGACGACGGCGUGGUUUUCAUGAGACAGAUCUCCAGCCGGGCCUCCCUGAGCCACCGCAGCACCCCACGCAGCAGUUUCAGCGGUGAGGGGAAAACCAUCGCUCCUUUGCCCUCGACCACACUGAAGUAUCGCGGGGAUCCUCCGGAGCCUCGUGUUCCGACGAUCUUAGAUCGUUGGUCCACGACGCCGACCCCCACACUGUCACCCACCCCAUCUGUGGAGACCCUGCGGCCGCCGGGGCGCUCCGAGCCCCCAGCCAACUUUCUGCUGGACGAGGAUGAGGAUCCCAAUUUGGACUACACGGGCAAUUACCCUGAUCGUGAUGGCCCUUGGUUCAUCGGGGAUGACCCAACGGCAGAUCGCCCGCUCCGGCUGAGUGCAUCGGGCAUGAUCAUGCCCGAGGGUGAAAGUGAGACCCCCAGCAGCAUAUUCGACCGCGUUGUGGACACUGUGAACACCGCCCGAGACAUCGCCCACGUAAUCUGGAACGUUGGCUGGCGACGUUAA